This is a messenger RNA of Trichophyton verrucosum HKI 0517, 2736 nucleotides long. RefSeq lists its product as uncharacterized. The coding region runs from base 1 to 2736 and encodes 911 amino acids. Gene Ontology annotation, molecular function: protein phosphatase activator activity. Gene Ontology annotation, cellular component: nucleoplasm; protein phosphatase 4 complex. Lineage: Eukaryota; Fungi; Ascomycota; Eurotiomycetes; Onygenales; Arthrodermataceae. Gene Ontology annotation, biological process: DNA damage response; protein dephosphorylation. The record is from RefSeq and is a predicted model, not a curated record. The transcript is spliced from 3 exons.
AUGGACGGCCUCCCCAGCGCCAUCAUGCUCCCGCCGCCAGACCUCACAAACCUCGCAGAGAUCGAACACCUCAUCGUAGGCGCCAGUGCUACCCAGCCAGGUAGAGACGCCAUCGCCCGCUUCGUCAUCCAGGAACAGUACAUCCUCAAGCUGCUUCCCCUGGUCGCCGUCGCCGAAGACCUCGAGGGGCUCGCAGACCUCCACCGCCUCUGCAACAUCAUGAAGGCCCUCAUCCUGCUCAACGACAACACCAUCAUCGAACAGGUCGUCUCCGAUCCCGUCAUCUCCGCCGUCGUCGGCGCCCUCGAGUACGACCCGGACUUCCCCACCCACAAGGCAAACCACCGCCAGUACCUCAACGACCGCUCCCGCUACAAGGAAGUAGUCCCCAUCAAAGAUCCCAUCAUCCUGCGCAAGAUACGCCACACCUGGCGCCUGCAGUACCUCAAAGACGUAGUCCUCGCCCGCAUCCUCGACGACCCUACUUUCUCCGUCCUCAACUCCCUCAUCUUCUUCAACCAGGUCGACAUCGUCCAGCACCUGCAGACCAACACCGCCUUCCUCUGCGAACUCUUCUCCCUCUUCGCUCCCGAGUCCCCGCCCGCCGAAGCUCGCAAACGUGAAGACGCCGUCCAGUUCCUCCACCAGUGCAUGAGCAUUGCAAAGAACCUCCAGGCCCAGUCCCGCGGGAACCUGUUUGCAAACCUCAUAAACCACGGCCUGUUUUCAGUCAUUGCAUUCGCCGUCAAACAUCCUACUCCCGCCCUCAGAACUACCGGCAUCGAUAUCCUAGUCGUCCUGCUCGAUCAUGACCCCAUCACCAUGCGCGGAUACAUGCUCAAGGCCUUUACCGACAAAAAGGUCUCGUUGACCGACACCCUCAUCGACCUGCUGCAUUCCGAGGCAGACCUGGGCGUCAAGAACCAGCUGGCCGACGCCCUCAAGGUCUUGCUUGAUCCACAACCGCAGAUGCAAGAGUUGCGCUCUGGAGAGGUAGUAAAGAUGCGUCAGGGCCAGCAGGGCGGCCAGGGCCAGGCUCAGAUACAACCACACCCCGUUGCUGACGCUUUUAUGCAGAACCACUUUGACAGCUCGGCCAAGAGGCUCUUUGCUCCCCUAACUCACCUCGCCGAACAAGAAGACCAUAUACUGACUGUGAUUAUAGUCUCCGGAUUGUCGUUCCAGCAGGUGUCGUUAUUCGCUCACCUAGUCGAGAUUCUCACCUUCUUCGUCCGCCAGCAUCCCAUCCGCAGCCGCUCCUUCAUCCGCGAAGAAUCCCUUAUCCCGCGAGUCGCCCAGCUCUUCACCGUCACCCAGAAACACCUCAAACUAAUGGCAUUGAAAUUCUUCCGCACCCUCGUCAGCCUCCACGACACCUUCUACCACGCCCAACUCACCCACAACAACACCUUCGACCUCAUCCUCAACAUCGUCUACGAAACCAUGCCCCGCGACAACCUCCUCAACUCCGCCUGCCUCGACCUCUUCGAAUUCAUCAAACGCGAAAACAUCAAGCCCAUCAUAGGCCAUGUUGUCGAACGUUACCGCGAAAAGAUCCAGAACAUCACCUACGUAGAUACCUUCCAGAACCUGAUCCUGCGCUACGACCAGAUGCAAGGAUACGGAACCAACGCCGCCACCGGUGCCGAAAGCAGCGAUGCAGCAAGCACCGUGUUCAGCCAGGACGAAGCCUCGUCAACGCCCACACGCAUGAUUAUCAGUGGUGGCGCCCAACGCUGGGGUGCAAUGGGUGUUCGUGACUUGACCGCCGCGGAGGAGGAGUACUUUGAGACCUCAGACGAUGAGGAAGACGAGGUAGGAUUCUUCUCUUGGGAGGGCGAAGUAGCUGCUGCGGCUGCGGCUGCGGCUGCUACUUCUUGUGGCAGAGGCUCCGGACACAGAACUGUGCAGCUCAUGCCCAAGCUUUCAUCACAGGUUAAGCCCGAAAAUACAAACUCCGGCGCCCCCAAUGGCACCCCUAACAAGCCGCUUGUCGAUUACCCAGACGACGAUGACGAUGAUGAUGACGCCAUGGAUGAGCAAGAUGCGAGUGCGCAAACACCGCAGCUUCAGGAGCAAGAGCAGGAGCAAGAGCAAGAGCAACAACAGCAGCAGCAGCAGAAAAUCGAGCGGUUCUCAUUUUCUGAAAAGCGCCGUCGAGAAGAGGAUGAUGACGACGAUGAACUUAUUAAGCUCUCCUCGGGCUCUAAGCGGCGCAACUCGGUCAACCCAUCCAACUCCGUCUCCCCCCUAUUCCAGCGUGGUAAUGGGAACGGAAACGGCAGCUUACGAACGAAAAAGGGUCAGGGACGGAGCCCAAGUGCGAGUCCGAGCCCCAGCCCGAGCUCGAAAGGCAACGGAGCUGAGAAAGAUGGUUCAAAGGAGCCACAGACAGCUGGGAAGAAGAUUGCAAUUACGCUGAAUGUCUCGCCUUCUACAAAGAUGGCGCUCAAGAGUCAGAAUCAGAGUCAGGAGAACUUAACCGAUUCUAAUUCGGAGUCAAAGCCGGAGCCAGCCGGGGAGAAACAUACCGACGGUGCAGGAAUUGUUGACGGCACCCCAACACCAGCUACUGCAGCCAUAAGUGAUGGCAGUGACGCUGACACUGGCUCAGCCGAUAGCGGAGGAGGUGGCUCGCAAGAUAGCACGGAGCAUAAUGAGCCUCUUCCCGAGACUGCCAGUGCCACUCCAACAACUGCGACAACGCCAGUAGCAGCCACAGCGACAGCGAGUUAA